Molecule: messenger RNA, 1920 nt
Organism: Trypanosoma cruzi
Lineage: Eukaryota; Euglenozoa; Kinetoplastea; Trypanosomatida; Trypanosomatidae
Exons: 1
Coding region: 1-1920 (639 amino acids)
Source: RefSeq, a predicted model, not a curated record
AUGUGUUGGCUGAACUGUUGUUUUUGUGGCUCUCCAACAGAAGCUGCGGCGUGUUGCGUGGAAUCAGGGUGUUUGAGACAAAUGCGUCAAGGCUGCCGCAUGCAUGAAUGUGACGUCAGUGAUGUGUCAGCCGCUGCAACGGAGGAGGCUGUGGCUAACGUAAUAGCAGCAGCAGCCAACUGCUCUGACGGGUCAGACGUCGUGUUGAUUCGGCUGCGCCUCCUGCACGGGCCGAGUGAAACUCACACGGGGUGGAGUCGGCGGGAAAAGGAUAUGCUUUUGCUGUGCCUUGACCGCUCAGUGCCGCGUGUGUGCCCGCCGAUUGACCCACUGCAGUACACGCAGACUCCGCCGGAGUUUCUAUUGGAGAACGGGGUACGUGUGGUGCGUCUAAGCAUCACGCCCUCUUCGCGUUACUCUUCUUUCACCACGGUGCCCCAUCGGGUGGAGGGAAGUUGCCUGCGGCCACAUUCGACGUCGGCAGACAUCACGGACAAUAACAGUGCUUCUGCUGCGGGUGCGGUAGAGGACAAUGAGGAUGUCGCAAAUACGACGCGACUCGCACGCCGGCGUUGGAGGAAAGCUGCAUGGAUGACGGCCCGCAUCUUCAACGAGGGCGGUUGGUAUCAUGCGGAGAGAAGAUAUGCCAAAGUUCACAACGAGAGAGUUGGUAGCGGUCGCAAUACCGUGAACAGUGAGAACAUCCUCGAUGCUGCCAUGCGCCUUACUGAAAAGCGUCUUCUUCAUGUGGAUGUGUUUGGAAUGGAAUUUAUUGGAGUCAUUGUGGCGCUGACUUCGCGUUACGCUUACGUGGCGGUCCCAUUUUUCCAAGACGGGCGGAGUAUUCCUCAUUGGACGCUUGUCAGCCGUUUGGGAAUACCUUCUUUGCUGGAGGAAGAAAAAAAAAAAAAUUCAAGAAAGCGUGAAAGGAGCGAUCGCGUGGUGGAUGAUUCGAAGUAUUUUUUGAAUGAAGAAGAAUUAGUGUCGCAUGAUGCGAGGCCGUUAUUGCGUCUCCCGCCUGAUCACUGUGUCCGGGUGGUAUUGCGGGCACAUAAGGUUUAUUGCAAGCAUCAGCGCAGUGUGAUUGAUGGACAGGCAUUGAUUUCUGUUGCCUUUGAAGAUGCGGCUAUUAUUAGUUGCACAGCAGUGGGAGAUAAAAACAACUUUAUGGAAUCCCUUUCAACAUAUUCGGAUGUUCUGCAGAUUGUGCAGGCAAGUUGUGCGCGGUUUCUGCGCGGGUAUGGCAAGUAUACGGAGAUGCCUGCCGACAAUGCAGGGGAGCGCCUGUUCACUGCGCUAACCGACACAGUCUCGGUUCACUUGAAGAAGUUACGCGGGAGAGAGGGUCAGUCACCCGUGACGGUUUCAUCACCGCAAGAGAUUCCAACGCUUGUUGAGGGGACUUGUGUUGAAUUCAAGGCGAAGGUUGAAAGGUGGCAGGACAGUGCGGACGACAUUUCUCCGGGGCAGAGGAGACACUCCACUGUGAACCUUGAGCGUAUUCGGCAUACCGUUGCUGCCAUGGCAUCCACGAUGGGUGGUGUUCUUCUUGUUGGUGUCACCGAUGAUGGGGAGGCGAUUGGCCACGCGAGGGAUGCUCUGAAGGAGUUGCGUCUUUCAGGCUUCUGCCCGGCGAUGGUAAAGGGCACCGUCACAGUCACUGAGAUGCGUGCCGUGUCGGGGGAUCGCCCAACGACGAUGCCGAAAGACUGGUGGAAGAAGGCCAACCCGCAAAAGCGAGAGCAGCAGACGGUGGAGGAGAAGACGGAUCGUGUCGUGACCGUCAUCACGGUGAAGCGCGGACCGGCACCCUUUUACACGACGUCGCGGUGUUCUGUACCGUACACACGGGGUUUUGCCAGCACAGUUCCUCUGCAUGUUGUCGUUUGUGCGCGGCGCAUCGCUGAUCUACUGCCGUAG